ACAGGCCCAGUAGAGACACUGCUGGAACAAAGGGUAUGCAACUUGAUAGCAACUUGGGUUAAAGGAGGCUAUUCUUGAUCGCCUUUCUAGUGAAUGUUAUCUGUUUUAACUUGUGGAUGGAUAGGAAUUCUAUUGAAAACCUAAGUUAUCAGAUUACCAGAGGUAAGAACACGCGGCUGUACUUGAAUCAUUCUCAAGACGUUGUUAGAUGGUGCAUCCUCUUUAGGGAGCCGGCAGGGAAAACAGGGGCCUGGCCCGCGGCUUCCCAGCUGGAGAAACUCGAUGGAAGAACUCCACCUGCAGAACGGCCCCUGCACAUCCCGGCUCCCGAGAAGGGUGCUCUGGAAUCGUGAGGAGGAGGAGAGGGAGAGGGAGCUGGGGGCGGGGCCGCUCUAGGGAUGACCCGGCAAACCAGGGCAGACUGAGCGCUCUAAAGGGGAAAUGGAAGAAUGGAAGCAGGUCUUUAAUCCCGGAGACCUGUCCCCUGGCUCCUCCCACGCUCUCAGCUGCUUCCGUUACGCUCUCCGUGAUUGGCCGGAGUUGCUCUUCUGGGCGGGCUGUAGAAAAUAUCUCCCGUGGAUUGGCUGCGGACCGUUUACUCAGCGUUCUGUCUAGCGAGAGCCGGCCUUUUGGAGGGAGAGGCCGCCUCUCAUUGGUGCCUGACCGUUUCCUUGGGGACGUGGCGCCGCGGCCGGUCGGGGCCCUUCUUCCGGCCGGGAAUCCGAUAAAAGCAUCUGGGUUGGGAGUGUUGCUACCUGGGAUGCUUUGAGUCGGCAUUCGGGCCUCCGUGCGGGGACGAGCGGCGGCGUGUGGCGGCCUGCGGAAAGGCGAGUCUCGGCACCGACGGAGGAAGCAGGCGGCGGGGAAGGGUCGCCGGUGGGCUGGUGACAGCUUCCCCAAGGAGUGGGCGUAGGAGCCGCGGAAGCCGGGCCGCGCCGACGGGGCUCUGCGGCCCAGGCCCUUCCCCUUCUGUCUUCUAUCAGGCUGGCACAGGUGGAGAUGCCCGGGACGAGGAAGCCUCCUUGUCUAGGGAAAAAGAAAAGGAGGUGACAGGGGCUGAGCCCCCCGCCCCGCCCCGAGGGAGCUCAUGGCCAGGAUUAGUUUUUCAUAUUUCUGCCCGGCUUCCUGGUAUUUUACUGUGCCUACAGUGAGUCCAUUUGCACGUCAGCGGGUAGCCUUUCUGGGACUUUUCCUCAUAUCCUGCCUCCUUCUACUUAUGGUUUUAAUGGACUUUCGACAUUGGGGCUCUACCUCACCUCAAGAUAGACAGUAUGAAAGGUAUUUAGCUCGAGUAGGAGAACUGGAAGCUACAAAUACUGAAGACCUAACUCUGAAUUAUGGCCUUGUGGUUGACUGUGGCAGCAGUGGCUCCAGAAUUUUUGUUUAUUUCUGGCCACGUCAUAAUGGGAACCCACAUGAUUUGCUGGAUAUCAAACAGAUGAGAGAUCGCAACAGCCAACCAGUGGUUAAAAAAAUAAAACCAGGGAUUUCUGCAAUGGCAGAAACUCCAGAACAUGCCAGUGAUUACCUUCGCCCUUUGCUGAGUUUUGCUGCUGCUCAUGUGCCUGUGAAGAAACACAAGGAGACACCGCUUUAUAUCCUUUGCACAGCCGGCAUGAGACUUCUUCCUGAGAGCAAGCAGUUAGCAAUUCUGGCUGACCUAGUGAAAGAUUUGCCCUUGGAGUUUGACUUCCUCUUUUCACACUCUCAAGCAGAAGUAAUCUCUGGAAAACAAGAAGGUGUUUAUGCAUGGAUUGGGAUCAACUUUGUGUUAGGAAGAUUUGACCAUGAAGAUGAUACAGAAGCCCUGGGUCCCCAGGAGUCGGUGGCUGAACGUAGGAGAACAGUAGGGAUACUAGAUAUGGGAGGAGCUUCUCUCCAAAUUGCCUAUGAGGUUCCCACCUCUCCUACUUUCCUUCCUCCAGAACAGGAAGAAGCUGCUAAAGUUCUGCUAGCUGAAUUCAAUUUGGGCUGUGAUGUACAGCAUACAGAGCAUGUCUACAGGGUCUAUGUUACCACCUUUCUAGGUUUUGGGGGCAACUUUGCUCGACAACGCUAUGAAGAUAUGGUGCUGAAUGAAACCUUUACCAAAAAUAGGUUGUUGGGCCAACAGACGGGUCUGACCCCAGAAACUCCCUUCCUGGAUCCUUGCCUACCUGUAGGCCUGGAGGAUGUGGUGGAGAGGAACAGCGGGGUCCUGCACAUCCGAGGCAGAGGGGAUUGGCUUGCAUGUGGGGAAAUGCUGCAGCCGCUGCUCUCCCGGGCCAAUGCCAGCCAGGCCUCUCUGAACGGUGUCUACCAGUCCCCAAUCGACUUCAGCAACAGCGAGUUCUAUGGCUUCUCAGAGUUCUUUUACUGCACAGAAGAUGUAUUGCGCAUUGGUGGUCGCUAUCAUGGUCCAACCUUUGCCAAGGCUGCUCAGGACUACUGCGGCAUGGCCUGGCCUGUGCUAACUCAGAGAUUCAAGAAUGGCCUCUUCUCAUCACAUGCAGACCAACACCGACUUAAAUAUCAGUGUUUUAAGUCAGCCUGGAUGUACCAAGUCCUCCAUGAAGGAUUCCACUUCCCAUAUGAUUACCCAAACCUGCAAACUGCCCAGUUGGUGUAUGACCGGGAGGUGCAGUGGACCUUAGGAGCCAUUUUGUAUAAGACACGUUUCCUCCCCCUCAGGGAUCUACGACAGGAGGGCGUCCGGCAGGUCCACGGUAGCUGGCUGCGUCUCUCCUUUGUGUACAACCACUACCUUUUUUUUGCCUGCAUCCUGGUGGUGCUGCUGGCUAUCGUUCUGUACGUUCUGCGGCUACGCCGAAUUCACCGUCGCCAAGCCGGAGCCUCUGCCCCCUUGGACCUGCUGUGGAUAGAAGAGGUGGUACCCAUAAUCGGGGUGCAGGUGGAACCGUGAUGUCUGCUCCGGGACCAAAGCAUCUCGAGAACCAGAGGACAGAAGCUCAGGAGGCCCUGGCCCCAUCCUGAGACUGCUUUGAUAAUCUGUGGGGCUCUUAGUGUUGUGUUCUCGCCCUUCCUUCUCAAGACCAGCUAUCCAAGAGAAGCCAUAACCUGAUCUGUGAAGUGAUGCAGCUGAGACCCUCUGAUCUAACAUGGGGCCCUCAGCAGCACCUGCCUAAUGCCCACGGGGCGUGCUUCUGCCCCUUUAUCAGGGAGGGUUUGGUAUUGGGGGAAGGGUAUUCUUGAGCUGUCCCCAGCUUUCACUCCAUUAGAUAAAGAAAGGAGUGUGGUAUUCAGCAAGAGAAUACUGGCUCUGAGGCAUCUGAUACCAAGCCUAGUAUAUUUUAGGAAAUAUGGCAGUCUUUUCUUUCUCUGUAACAGAGAAAUCUCAUAUGUGGAGAUCCACAGCUUUUAUUAAUGAUCCAAGGAUCUUUUGGGACCAGCAGAACUCAAGAGGCAACUGAAAUAAUGCCAAUGGAUUCCAUUUUUUCUUGGCAGUGCAGCUCUCAUGGGGUAGUCUAAGCCUCUGGCCUAGGCUUGCUGCUAACUUGACUGAAAUGAGAUGUGUCUGUUCAAAGGAAUCCAUUGAACUCUCUUGUAUUUCCUGUCUGCUUGGCAUGAAUCCAUUUUUUCCAUAUCAAUUUCAGAAAAGGCUAAAUCUAGGCAUUAUUUUUGCUUCUCGAGCCUUAAGGAUGUUUGUAGGACUGUAGGACAGCAGGAUCCUCCGGUUUUUGGUUUUUUGUUUGUUUGUUUUAAAUUAGGAUUCCUAUCCCCAUGCCCGUUUUAUCUGAGCCUCUGUGUUUGGAUUCUAAGUUGCCAUUUCAUUUCACUGCCAAGAUGUACAGUAUUGGAAGGGAUGUGUUUGUGUAGAAAGGAAUAGAAAUACCAGGAUUUGGGAAAAAAGGGCAAUAAAAGAAAAAAAUUUAAAUUAAUAGUUUUUGUCUUCAGGAAUUUCUGGAGAAAGCAGAGUUCCAGGUAGGAAAUAUUCUGAUCUAGCUAGUUUGGUAAUUGUAAAAAGCAUUCCCCCUCCCUCAAACUCCCUUAACAUUUCAUUGAGUUAAAGAGAGGAAAAAAAGGUAACAAUAAUUAGACUGUUUAGAUCUAGACUGUUAGAUCCAAAAGGGCUGACCUUUAUGGCAUUUUGUGGAACAAUCACUGUUUCAUCCACUCUGCUUCAGUACCUUUGGUUUUCUUGUUCUUGCAAUAAUCUUUGAUGAUUUUUUCCUCUCCAUUUUUAUGAAACUUUUUUUUUAACUUUUGAUUUUCCUCUCAUAGGCUACUCUGGUUUUCCCUUUACAUAAUUUUUCUUUUAGUCCCCCUUUCACUAAUUAAACAGCCCUUUUGGUGGUUACAAGGUAGAAAUACAAGUAACUGUUUGGUGAGAAUUGAAAUAUGAAAGGAUUCCAGCCAGGUCUCAAAAACUUAUUUUGGAAUUAUUAGGGAAGGGCAAUUUAAUAUUUAAAGUGAAUAUUUCCUUCAAGGGAAUAUUAAAUGAAUGGAAUAUGGGGAUUCUAUAGCUUUCUUUGAAAAAUGUUUCCUAUGCUACAUUAGACUGUUAUGAUUAUUUUAUUCCAAUUCCAUCUUUUUUUUCCCCUGCUUUCAUAUUUUAAAGUAAAAAUAUAUUUGGUUGAUAUUUUAAAAUGUAUAAAUGUGUUCAGGGGGUAGGGCGGUGAUUGGCACCAAUCCAGUUCCAUUUUUUUUUCUGCCUUGGCCUCCAAAUGUUAGGAACAUUGCCUUUAAGAAGGCUGAAAACUAAACAAAAGCUUUCCAAUCAACUGCCAAUAAAUCACAUUCAGUGUAGAAAAUAUUUGGGGGUGAAGGGUGCAGAAAGGAGAAAAACUCUUAACUACAUGAAAGCACUUAUUUGUAGUUAAUAUGCUUCACUGUGAUUAUUACUUAAGUUAAAUGUUUUUUAUUGUUAUUUUUGUGUAAAUUAGGCUAUAUAUUACUGAUUUAUUGGAAAUGGUUUUGGAUUUUUUUUUUUUUGGUAAGUUUUUUAAUUACAAGGUCUGGGACCAAUUAUAUUUUCAGUCUCAAGUAAGUUAUUACCUUUAAAUUGUGUGAAAACAUGGAAGAUAUCCAAAUGUUAUAUCUUAAAAUGACCAAAAAUACUUAAUAUUUGUUAUUGGCAUUUUAUCUUGUAUUACAUUCCUUUGUUUCUUCUAUUGACCCUUUGUCAGCUUCCAAAUGACGUCUUUUUAGAAUCACAUAAAAAACAUUACUUCCCUGACAAUAUAAGAGCUAUGUUAGUUUUUUAGGACUUGUUCAUAAUUGCUGUUUGAAGAGUUCAGUUUAGCUUUCACCAUCUUUCCUCCAACCCCAAUCUUUCGGUUUUUCUGCAUUUUUCUUCUACUUGGGUAUCGAGUAUCCAUAAUUGGAAUUUUUCUCCCCAUGAAGAGAGAGAGCUUCAUCAAACUCAAAUGUUUUUUCACUUGCAAAUUUUAAUAUGAUCUUUGCCAUUACUGAUUCAGGUCAAAUCCCAUUAUAGUAAAUCUUACUGUAACAAAUCUGGUAAUGGCAUUUUCCUGAUUGCAGAACAAGAGUUUUAUUUUGAAUAACUGAAUGCGCUAUAUCCUUUUGUUUUCAACCUUUGUCUACAUAUUCAUUAUUUAGUACUAUAAAAUUGGUAAAGCAGGAAAAAAGUGAACAUUCAAUAGGGUGCAGACUCAAGUAGUUAACUGUUAACUCCUCAUAAAUUUCCUUACUUCUAACUCUGCUUUUGGGCUGACAAAAGGAUUUUUCAAAGAUCUAAAAUAUUUUAGAUCUGCUUGCUUUAGUGUCCUCUUAUAGUGUUUCAACUUAUUCCAACCCUCCCUUUAUUCUAAUUUACUUUGAGUUCUUGGGAAGUGUUUCUCAAAGUGUGGCUCAUUAAAUGCUCUGAGGAUACAGAGUGGAUCUCUGUGAUUUCAUUUUUAUGGUGAAUCCUUGGGGAAAGAAACUUCUCUCUUCCAAUGCAGUUUAGCACUUUGUGACUCAGAGAGCACCAAGAGAUUUAGUCAUUUGGCCAGGGUCUCUCAGCCAUCAUGAACCUAGGUCCUGUGGUGGGCCUGGAUUAAUACCAGUGGAAAAGGAUGACGCAUGAGGGAAGAGCUGCUUUGCUUCUUUUAGAUACUAGUUCCUCAAAUUGAUGGUGAAGACUUCAUCUAACAGUAAUCUUUGCUGUAGAAUAAAAUGUAUUGACAUGCCAUUAUU
This is a messenger RNA of Sarcophilus harrisii (Tasmanian devil), 6138 nucleotides long. RefSeq names its product ectonucleoside triphosphate diphosphohydrolase 7 (gene ENTPD7). Gene Ontology annotation, biological process: nucleoside diphosphate catabolic process. Bases 1088 to 2902 code for a protein of 604 amino acids. The transcript is spliced from 12 exons. The record is from RefSeq and is a predicted model, not a curated record. Gene Ontology annotation, cellular component: membrane. Gene Ontology annotation, molecular function: nucleoside diphosphate phosphatase activity. NCBI's taxonomy places the organism in Eukaryota, Metazoa, Chordata, Mammalia, Dasyuromorphia, Dasyuridae.